CCGGCGCUCGCUCGGCGGCGCAACGCGGGCGCAGCCAGGCUCGGCUCCUCUCCCGCCCUCCCCGGCGCGCUCGCCCUCGCCUUGCCGCUGUUCUCGCACUCGCUGGGGGCGCCCAGAAAGAUGCUCAGAGGCGACGGCUAAGGGGAGCGGAGGUCCCAGCCACAUGUCCGCGUCCUCGGGGGCCGGAGCCCGUCUGCCCUCGCGGAUCCCGGCUCGCUGCCAACCCGCGGCCGCUGCCGUCGCCGGUGCCGAGCGGCUCGGGUUUUAAAAAUCAAUUUGAUUGGCCACAGGAAACGUAUUUUGGCAUCUCUGGGAGACAGACUGCACGAAGAUCCUCCACAGAAGCCCCCUCGGUCCAUCACCCUCAGGGAACCCAGUGGUAAUCACACUCCUCCUCAGUUGUCUCCAUCACUUAGCCAAAGCACUUACACCACUGGUGGCUCCCUAGACGUUCCUCACAUUAUCAUGCAGGGCGAUGCAAGGAGGAGAAGAAAUGAAAACUACUUUGAUGAUAUUCCCCGAUCAAAACUGGAGAGGCAGAUGGCCCAGUCGUCUGUCUGUGAGAUAUGGACGAAUCAGAACGCUGGAUUUCCUUUCUCAGCCAUCCAUCAGGUUCAUAAUACAGGAGACUGGGGAGAACCAUCUAUCACCUUGCGACCUCCAAAUGAAGCCACAGCCUCAACUCCAGUACAGUACUGGCAGCAUCACCCAGAAAAGCUCAUCUUCCAGUCAUGUGACUACAAAGCUUUUUAUUUAGGUUCUAUGCUGAUAAAAGAGCUUAGGGGAACAGAGUCAACCCAAGAUGCGUGUGCAAAAAUGCGGGCUAACUGUCAGAAGUCUACAGAGCAAAUGAAGAAGGUCCCUACUAUUAUUCUUUCAGUCUCAUAUAAAGGAGUCAAAUUUAUUGAUGCAACAAAUAAGAACAUAAUUGCCGAGCAUGAAAUUCGUAAUAUCUCCUGUGCUGCCCAAGACCCAGAAGACCUAUCAACAUUUGCUUAUAUCACAAAAGAUUUGAAGUCCAAUCACCACUACUGUCACGUGUUUACUGCCUUCGAUGUGAAUUUAGCUUACGAAAUCAUCUUAACACUGGGCCAGGCAUUUGAGGUCGCUUACCAGCUAGCACUACAAGCAAGAAAAGGGGGGCAUUCCUCCACACUUCCAGAAAGCUUCGAAAACAAGCCCUCCAAGCCCAUCCCCAAGCCCCGAGUUAGCAUUCGCAAGUCAGUGAUCGACCCUUCUGAGCAAAAGACUCUGGCCAAUCUGCCGUGGAUUGUGGAGCCGGGGCAAGAAGCCAAGAGGGGCAUUAAUACCAAGUAUGAAACCACGAUUUUCUGAUAGUCGCCGAUCCCCCCGUCCUCGCGGUGCCUUGCUUGCCA
Messenger RNA from Castor canadensis (American beaver), 1376 nucleotides. Lineage: Eukaryota; Metazoa; Chordata; Mammalia; Rodentia; Castoridae. The record is from RefSeq and is a predicted model, not a curated record.